AUGAGCCAUAAGCGAAGAGGUCUGGUGAUAUACCAGGACCAAAAACAGCAGCAGCAGCCCUCGGGACAGUCUCUAAGUUCUAUAUCCUGGUCUCCGACACGGCGACACCAUCACCCUUUAAAACAGCAAAGUAGCAACAGUUUCACAGAGAUACUAUCGAAAUCGUCUGUGCAACAGGAUGUUCGACAGGAUAGUAGUCAUCUGCCCAUUUCAUCGUUGGUCCUGAAACAACAGCAGCAGCGCCGCAACAUGCCAUCGCAGAACUCUGGGCCUCCCCUGCGCAAGGUGGUUCAAGACUCGCAGUGGACAAGCUCCACAAUUCAUUGCCCCUCAAGGAAACAGGAAAAACAAUCACUAACGUUUUACAGAACAGAUUCAAAACUGGUGUCGCAACUGCACACCUCUGUAAAGGACCUGGACACCAUUGUCCAGACGCAUAAACCGCGGUUUGACACAAUUAUUCAUGACCUCUCUCAUACCGCUAUAUUAUCUUCGAAUGAGCUGCUCAUCAAACUCCCGAUGAACGACACAAUAAUAUUACAUAGCAGAAUACCGAAAAUCAAUGCAGAAUGGCUGCAUAACAAGACCAGCGACCCUAGCGCCUCGUUAGUGAUCGAUUCAAGAUCUUUCUUAAUCCUGUGUAACAAUAUAAAAUGGUACUUACACUGGAAAUUCAUAUGA
Messenger RNA from Saccharomyces kudriavzevii IFO 1802, 681 nucleotides. RefSeq names its product Vpr1p (gene VPR1). Bases 1 to 681 code for a protein of 226 amino acids. The transcript has a single exon. The record is from RefSeq and is a predicted model, not a curated record. NCBI's taxonomy places the organism in Eukaryota, Fungi, Ascomycota, Saccharomycetes, Saccharomycetales, Saccharomycetaceae.